Molecule: messenger RNA, 2499 nt
Organism: Hyaena hyaena (striped hyena)
Lineage: Eukaryota; Metazoa; Chordata; Mammalia; Carnivora; Hyaenidae
Gene: EDNRA
Product: endothelin receptor type A
Exons: 8
Coding region: 318-1601 (427 amino acids)
Biological process (GO): enteric nervous system development; vasoconstriction; G protein-coupled receptor signaling pathway
Cellular component (GO): membrane
Molecular function (GO): endothelin receptor activity
Source: RefSeq, a predicted model, not a curated record
UUUAGUCUGGAGAUUGCGGACAGGAGGUGGAGAGGCUCCGUCCCACUCGGUGGCCGGAGGCUGGAGGCUCGGGAAGACCUCCCGGGAGAAGCCGUGCCCAGGAAGCUUUCCGAAGCGGAGGCAGCUGUGCCUCCCGGGCUGCCGCGGCGUGGGAGCCGGGGACAGCCACCACCCACCCUCGCCGGCUCCGCUUCCUCUCGCCCCGGCGCGGCGCGCGGACCGGGCAGCUGUAAGAGCCCGCCGAGCUCCACGGUGAAAAAAGAAGUGAGGGUAUAAAGGCAACAUACUAAGAGACAUUUCCUCAACUUUGCAUCACGAUGGAAACCUUUGGCCUCAAGGUAUCCUUCUGGGUAGCGCUGGUUGGAUCUGUGAUCAGUGAUAAUCCUGAGAGCUACAGCACAAACCUAAGUACUCCGGUGGAUGAUUUCACCACUUUUCAUGGGACAGAACUCAGCUUCCUCGUCACCACUCAUCAACCCACGAAUUUGGCCCUACCUAGCAAUGGCUCAAUGCACAGCUAUUGCCCACAGCAGACUAAGAUUACUUCAGCUUUCAAAUACAUUAACACUGUGAUAUCUUGUACUAUUUUCAUCGUGGGAAUGGUAGGGAAUGCAACUCUGCUCAGGAUCAUUUACCAGAACAAGUGCAUGAGGAAUGGCCCCAACGCACUGAUAGCCAGCCUUGCUCUUGGAGACCUUAUCUAUGUGGUCAUUGAUCUCCCUAUCAAUGUGUUUAAGCUGCUGGCUGGGCGUUGGCCUUUUGAAAACAAUGACUUUGGAGUAUUUCUUUGCAAGCUGUUCCCCUUUUUGCAGAAGUCCUCGGUGGGGAUCACCGUCCUCAAUCUCUGCGCUCUCAGUGUUGACAGAUACAGAGCUGUUGCCUCCUGGAGUCGUGUCCAGGGAAUUGGGAUUCCCUUGAUCACUGCCAUUGAGAUUGUCUCCAUCUGGAUCCUUUCUUUUAUCCUGGCCAUCCCUGAAGCUAUCGGCUUUGUCAUGGUGCCCUUUGAAUACAGGGGUGAACAGCACAAAACCUGUAUGCUCAAUGCCACAUCAAAAUUCAUGGAGUUUUACCAGGAUGUGAAAGACUGGUGGCUCUUCGGGUUCUAUUUCUGCAUGCCCUUGGUGUGCACUGCAAUCUUCUAUACCCUCAUGACCUGUGAGAUGUUAAACAGAAGGAAUGGCAGCUUGAGAAUUGCCCUCAGUGAACACCUUAAACAGCGUCGAGAAGUGGCAAAAACAGUUUUCUGCUUGGUGGUAAUUUUUGCUCUUUGCUGGUUCCCUCUUCACUUAAGCCGUAUUUUGAAGAAAACCGUGUAUGAUGAGAUGGACAAGAACCGAUGUGAAUUACUUAGUUUCUUGCUGCUCAUGGAUUACAUUGGUAUUAACUUGGCAACCAUGAAUUCGUGUAUAAAUCCAAUAGCUCUAUACUUCGUAAGCAAGAAAUUUAAAAAUUGUUUCCAGUCUUGCCUCUGCUGCUGCUGUUACCAGUCCAAGAGUCUGAUGACCUCGGUCCCCAUGAAUGGAACAAGCAUACAAUGGAAGAACCACGAACAAAACAACCACAACACAGAGAGGAGCAGCCAUAAGGACAGUAUUAACUAAACAUCUUAAGAAACAUUAAUCAAUAUUCCUUCAAAGUCUAUUGAAGAGGAAAAAAAUCACACAGCAACUGUGUUUCCAGCAACUUUUCUCCAAUCCUUCUCCCAUGACGCAACCCCAAGCCCAGAAAAAUGCUUUCCAAAACAUUGGAGGGUGGACUGGUUUAUAGUCACAAAUUCAAUGAAUCUUACUUCUUUAAUUUAUCUAAUUUACAUAUUCUGCAUGGUAUAUUCAGCACUAAAAAAUGGUGGGAGUUAGCAAGCAGAAAGGAGACUGUUCAAUUAAACCAGUAGGAUAUUUACUACUUUUGCAUGAAAACAGAGUCUCUGAGUACUUAACAGCUUCCAUGGCAGUUCUGUGGAAUGUUCAAUGAGAACUGGUCACCGUGAAAAUUUUUCGAUCUUGACAAGGUUUUCUUUUUUUUUAAUUGGUCAAACACGGUAACGUGAGCAAUUAGGUUAAUGUUUUUUAUGUCACUUUUUUAUUUUUAAAACACCGAUUCUCAAGCUGCAACAAAUAUAGCCACAUAAAGCACAGACUGAUAUCCACAUGUGGCAGUUUAAUAGCUGCUAUUCAAAGAAUUGUUAAGAACCUAUAUUUUCUUUUUUUAAUGGUGUUUCAUUAUAGGAGAUCUCGACCAUAUUGUUGUGUUAAAUUUUAAAAUAAUGCUUGAAUCAAAUAAUUCUAUUUUUUGUAAGCCCAAUCUUUUUUAAGUGUAGAUAUUUUAUGUAAAAUCAAUAUCAUGUACCACCAAAAUGUAAAUGUACACAUCAUUCAACUAUACCCAAGACUUUCAGUGGAAUGUAUUGAAGUCUAAAGCACACUUAGUAGAAAAAAGCGUGAAUCUUUUUAGAAGAUUUGGAAAUUUUACUGAGACUUUGUUUUUUUUGGUCUUAAAACA